AUGUCGAGUGUUUCCAGUUUAUCAUCUCUAGAUAGUGAGGAUUGGAGCGACAAGGCCAGCGCUGCGGACACUGUCCACUCCCGAGAUGAGACUGCUGAUUGGAGCGUCGCCAGUGCUACUGAGUCUGUCCUUUCUCGUGACGAGACUCUCUCCUCUGUUAAUAGCACUGAUUGGAGCGUCGCCGGCGCUACUGAGUCUUCUCUUUCUCGUGACGAGAGUUCCGAUUGGAGCGUUGCCAGCGGUUCUGGAUCUUUUCACUCUCGCGUUGCAAGUAUUGAGCCAACCGAAAACAUGGAUCACCCACAAGACAGCGAAGUCGUUGAUGAAAACGAAUAUACCGACGAGAGCGAAGAUUCAGAUGACGACGAUCCUCUUGAUGCACAGAAUGCUAGGAGCAGGCUGGUUGCCGCUUACAACGCCGAGCCCGCACAGGAGGGAGCCUAUACUUAUGUAGAAAUCGAUGCCCCAACUGCCUACUCAGACUCUUCCAUCUCUCUACGAUCACUAUCAACCAUGACGAACGAUCGCGCACCCCCCCAUGUUGUCUUUGCUGGGUAUCACCCAACCCUCUACUUCCGCCCCAAGACGUUCACCCUCCGCACCUCUCUCGAGCGUGCCGUCGAAGCGACCAACAUGGUCCACCGCUGGGCCCACGCUCGUCUUCACAUCCUCAUGUUGACUCCGCCCCCACAGGUCGAGACGCCUAACCCCUUCGCCGACUACAAGUGUGCCUACGACAACGACACCGUUCGUGCCCUCAACGAUGCCGCUACCUUCUACCGUCUCGCGGAGUACGGCGCUCCGGCGGUGACUCCCGAGGAGAUGGUAGCAGUCUACCCUGCAUCUAUCUGGGAUGAGAGCCCAAAGUGCUGGUUGGGUAGUGGUGGGAUGGUUGGAAGACUCCUCCAUGGCCUACUCUGGACCAGCUACGAGGAGAGGGAGCGCCUCUACCUGACUUAUCCUGAGUUCUGGGAUGUGGUCAGAUGCCCGGAAUGCGGGGUUCCCCGUGAGAUGGGGGUUUGGUGCAAUCAUGGGGAUAUGGGAAACACUGCUUGA
Messenger RNA from Morchella importuna, 1056 nucleotides. RefSeq lists its product as uncharacterized. The coding region runs from base 1 to 1056 and encodes 351 amino acids. The record is from RefSeq and is a predicted model, not a curated record. Lineage: Eukaryota; Fungi; Ascomycota; Pezizomycetes; Pezizales; Morchellaceae. The transcript is spliced from 7 exons.